Messenger RNA from Cuscuta campestris, 1298 nucleotides. Lineage: Eukaryota; Viridiplantae; Streptophyta; Magnoliopsida; Solanales; Convolvulaceae. The record is from the annotation of a GenBank genome assembly.
GGCUUUUUUUGGAUAAAAAUAGGUCUAAUCAUUGGGAUGUAUGGGUUGGAGAUGUUUGGCCGAUGGAGAAGUGUACGGGCUGGGGAGUAGUCGCAAUUACCAAAUGAGGGUUAAAAUGUGUACGGACCCGAGAGCUUAAAUAAAAGAGAACUCAGACGAUAGAAUUGCACCACGGAGACGGCCGGAGCUCUGCCACCUCCCGCCGGAAUCUAUGGCUACAUUCACAGCGAGUCAGCCGCUUGGUAGAACUAGGGCUGUCACUCUAAAGCGCAAAUACGAAGACGGCCAACCCUCUGGUGUCAAGCGGCAUGCUCAAGAAGUGGCUUCAAUCUGUUCAAGUUCAAAACUGUGCUCUGCAGCUGGUAAGGGAAAGUAUUCCCAACAUCAUCAUCACCAUGCUGAUGAGGGUAAGAAUAUAACAAAGAAGAGUGGUAGUCAUCGACCCUCCAAAUUCCAAUGCGCUAUUUGUUUUGAGGAAGAACCAAUGUCUGAUGGGUUUGAAAUCAAGGUGUGUCAUCACGUCUUCUGUGCUACCUGCAUGACCACGUACGUUGCCACCAAGAUACGCCAAAACGUUGUGAAGGUCACAUGCCCAACCCCAAAAUGUCCCUCGGAAUUGAAACCAAGACAUUUGCAGACCAUUUUGCCUCGUGAAGUUAUCGAUAGAUGGGAAACCGCAAGAUGUGAAUCCACAAUUGCUGAGUCUCAGAAGACUUAUUGCCCCUUCAAUGAUUGUUCGGUUUUGUUGGUGGAUGACGGAGGGGAAGUUGUGACCAGUGCCGAGUGCCCGUCAUGUCACCGGCUGUUUUGUGCACAGUGUAGGGUUCCAUGGCAUGGGAUGAUGACCUGUCGAGAAUUUCAAAGGAAGAAGAACAUGAACAAAAAUGAACAAGAUUUGGAUAAAAAGUUCUUCAAGCUGGCCGAAAAGAAAAUGUGGCAAAAAUGCCCAAGUGCAAGAUGUUUGUGCAGAGACGAAGUGGAUGUGAACACAUUAAAUGCAGGUGUGGAAGAAGCUUCUGCUACCACUGUGGGGAUAAAUGGUAUUCUGGACAUAUAUGCAAGAAACAUCGUCCUUCUUCUUGAAGCAGGGCAGGGCAGGGCAGGGCAAAAUAUAGGAGAUUUUGUGUUUUAGAAUUUUCAAUUUGUUAAAUAUGACAGAUAUAUUACUCUUAUUAUUUAGAAUAUCUGGUUAUCCUGUUUAUCUAGACUUUACCUCCUCCCCGUGUAUGUAUAAAUACCCCGACAUAUGAUGAAUAAAGUAUUCAGUUCACAACACGUUAUCAGCAGUUCUUGGGUUC